This is a messenger RNA of Aspergillus heteromorphus CBS 117.55, 3599 nucleotides long. RefSeq lists its product as uncharacterized. The transcript has 2 exons. The record is from RefSeq and is a predicted model, not a curated record. The coding region runs from base 192 to 3359 and encodes 1055 amino acids. Gene Ontology annotation, molecular function: ATP hydrolysis activity; ATP binding. Lineage: Eukaryota; Fungi; Ascomycota; Eurotiomycetes; Eurotiales; Aspergillaceae.
GUUCGUCUGUGCAUUUUGUUUGAAUCAUAAAAUCCCAGGCCAUUUCCCGCAGAAAACGCCGUUGGUCUUUGCCAAGCAGGACCAGGACAUGAGUGUCCGUGGUAUGCGACCGUGAUAUUUCGUCUGCCAUAGAAGAGCUCUUCAAUCGGGGUAGUGCCAUCUUCUUGUUGUCUGUCUGUAUCGCAUUAAGAAUGGAAGCUCCCAAAACAGGCAAGAUGGCGGCCUUAGAAGAGCCCCUGAGCGAUAUUCUUGGAGAUGCUUCGGACCAAGAAACCCUCCAUUUCAGGAUCAUGGGGCCUCCUCAAUUAGAGCCAGAGACGGAGGAGGCCAUGACGAAACGGAUGAAGAUAUGGGAGCAUGGUCGCCAGAAGCUUCCUUGGAAGACGCAGGUUGACUUUCUCGACUACAUUCACUUCAAAAACCGGUAUUCACCGGACGAUGGUCUGGCCAUUAUCGAGGUUCUGCUCGGCUAUCAGGGCCUCUCGCAAGACAUAUGGCAAGAGACAAAUCAACGCCGGAUGCAAUACUGGGGCAUGCGAGUGCCACGAACUUCUUCGCGCUCCAGAGAGGACGACGACACCUGGAUUCAGCGCGUGAGAAUCCAGUCUCCUCAGCUUCUUCUCCUCCUCUCCCGAUUGACGGGCCACGGUGAUAAGUGGACUAACCUCGGACCUCGAACCUUCUAUCGACCCUUUCUGCCGUUUCACUACUAUCUUCCACAGAUUAAGGAAUGCCUGGAGAUCCUGGAAACACAUUGGUCUGCGGCCGACCAGCGAGGAGCACCCGAUAUUCCCAUUCCUUCCUCGGUGGUGUCCAAAUCCAACAGUAAUCACAAAAAGUCCGAGGGCGAACUUGACCCCGACAAUGACCCUUUCCGGCCGAGAAGUCCCGUCGAAUCGGUUGUCGGGCCUAUUGCGAACUCAGUCACCGCACUGCGUCAUGUUCGCAAGUUCGUUGAAUUCGUGGAGUCUGAGCUUGAGCCUCUUUGGAAGCGCGCGGCAGGGUCUACCCACCGUAAAGUCUCGUUUGCGGACCUGUGGAUGACGUUCCAGCCUGGCGAGCUUGUCUACAUUCCAUCCGCGUCGGAGUCUUCUAUGGGCCAGAUCUGGCCUGAGCCAGCUAACCUGUCACAGAAGAUCUGGAGACUUCAUGUGAUCGUACGCGAUCCGUAUCCAAGCACCGCGCAGUGCGACAUUCCCAUGAACUCCAGCCAGGAGCUGGAUCUCUGGUGCUAUUUUAUCGAUUUUAACGGCGUCUCUUACGAGCCCUUUACGAGACGAUUCAGCAUUAAGGCCUACACGGGUCAGAAAGAUAUCACAUCGCUGCAGGUGUACCCCCUCCGCUUUCUGAAGGAGAGAGAAACGCUGCUUGAUGCACAUCGGGAGCUUGGCCGGUCUUUCCAGGCCGUUCUAGAACAGAAAUACAUGUACUACGAAGGCUGGACUCUCGCCCACGAGCCAACAACUUCGCAGCCGGCGAACGGAGGGGGAUCCGAGCACGUGGACGGCCCAGUCAUGAUCGACUUUGUUGAAGCUCAUAAAUCCGACGAGGCACUUGCCGCCAAGUCGAACAGUACGCUCACCGGAUGGGAAUAUUCGGCUUGGGAUGACAGAGAGGACGAGUACAUGAUCAAGCAUUGGGACGCGCAAGGAAACCAAUUGCAGGGGGAAGUAACUGAAACAUUGCAGACCAGAGAGAUAUUUGCCCCCACCUUCAGUGAUCGAGACUUCGAAACGAACGACUUCCUACGAGCAUUCAAGGGAGGCGAGGUCACCCAGCUUGGAACAGAUGAUUUGGUUCUUCUGCCUCGCCGCCUGGUCGGGUAUACCUUUCACGAACGACGGUUUGUUCGGUUUGAUGUGCAGUGGCUCAGGAAAAUGACCAAGGCUGAGAAUGUCUUCAAGGAUCUCAAAAUUGACGAAGAGCAUAAGGGCAUGGUUCGGGCGCUUGUGAAGGCGCACUUCCAGAACCGGAAGCUGAAUUUGGACCUGAUUCGGGGUAAAGGCUCUGGUCUUGUCAUUCUUCUUCAUGGGGUGCCUGGAGUGGGUAAAACAGCUACAGCUGAAGCUGUCGCACAGGCAAAUAAGAAGCCCUUGUUUGCGAUCACAUGCGGUGAUCUAGGCUUCAAGCCUGAUACUGUCGAGUCCAAUCUCAAGGAAAUCUUCCGUUUGGCACAUCUCUGGGAUUGUGUGUUGCUACUGGAUGAAGCUGAUAUCUUCCUAACCCGUCGGGAUUUGAGCGACUUGAACCGGAACGCUCUGGUAUCAGUCUUUCUCCGAGUUCUUGAAUACUACAGUGGAGUGCUAUUUCUCACCACCAAUCGAGUCGGCAUCCUCGACGAGGCCUUCAAGUCGCGAAUUCACCUGAGCUUGCAUUACAAGCACCUCAGCAGAGAUCAAACACUAGCUAUCUUCGAAAACAACAUCCGCAGGUUACAAAGAGUAAGCGAGGAGACAAAACAACGCGCCAUUGAUUCGGGACUACCUUCGGGACCCACCUUAAAGAUCGAAGAGGAUGGCAUCCUGCACUACGCCAAAUGGCACUUCGAAAACAACCCGAACCAUCGAUGGAACGGCCGACAGAUCCGCAACGCCUUUCAGAUUGCGUAUUCGCUUGCACACUUCAACGUGCAGUCCGGUGAGCCUGGCGGAUGGGGUGAAAUCAUCGAAGAUGACGACGAUUCACCCUCAGAUUCACCCAGUGACGAAGUUGACUCCGAUCGUUCCCCGGCCCAGGACCGAGAGUAUGUGUUGGACUUUCGUCAAUUUCAGCUUAUUGCGAAGACCAUCCGGCGAUUUGACAACUACCUACUGGAAACGACGGGGGAGACGGAAGCGGACCAGGCAUUGCAUAUGACCCUCCGUGCUGACGACUACGACCCGGGCGAGUGGGAAGACGGCCCGGUCUAUAGUCCCCAUCCGCCGCGCCAACGGCAACGUCAAGGGCAUAACUAUUCCCAGCGUGGGUCGCACAGAGGAAAAGCGCAACCCAGAGGUGGAAUGAGCCGACCAGGCCCCGGGCGGAAUACCCAAAGACAACAGGAGUCGGUCCCUGAGUACGAGCCGCCGUCGCAGGAGUAUUUUAGCAGCCAACGGGAAGCUCGACCUAUACCGCGGUCGUCACAGGCAGGAAAGGGCCCGUCGGCACCCUCGCGAUCUUCUGGUAGCCCAUUGUACGCUGACCGGACUCGCACCACUGCAAGACGCGCUCCUGAGCAAAGGUCUCCUGGAUUCAGAACAAACAGGUUUCCCCCCGAGAGAGAGCCUCCGGGUCAUGAGGAAUAUCUUGAUGGCGAGGAGUAUGAAGACGACGCGUAUAAUCCAGAGGACGAUGGAUAUAUCUACGACGAUGGAUACUAGAAGGACUUAUAUAUAGUGGGCCAUUAUGUUGUCUGAUCUCUGGGCUGUCCAAUGGCAUGUGUUUCAUGUCAGCUGGACAGCCCAAGAGUGGGGAUAGUCAAUGGGAAGGAGGAUUGCUAUUAGAUACGUGGAUAACCACUCAAUCAGUGGAUUUUCGGAACUUUUUCCAUGUUUCAAGGAUAUAUAUGAAGCUAUCAAAGUGCCACAUUGUCUAGGUCUCUUGGCCCGAGUCACUAUUAG